Cicer arietinum (chickpea) is the source of this 1445-nucleotide messenger RNA. RefSeq names its product biotin carboxyl carrier protein of acetyl-CoA carboxylase, chloroplastic-like. Gene Ontology annotation, biological process: fatty acid biosynthetic process. Gene Ontology annotation, molecular function: acetyl-CoA carboxylase activity. The record is from RefSeq and is a predicted model, not a curated record. Gene Ontology annotation, cellular component: chloroplast; acetyl-CoA carboxylase complex. NCBI's taxonomy places the organism in Eukaryota, Viridiplantae, Streptophyta, Magnoliopsida, Fabales, Fabaceae.
UUACUAAAUUUAUGUUCUUAAUGGGAGAAACAAAUGCAAGCAAAAUCCAGUGGCCGAAAAUUUAUUGUUCAAGUUAGUUGAACUCGAAAUUGAAAUCGUGACGUUGAUGUUCUCAUUGUUAUCAUCGAACUCACAUUGUCAAAACAACUCACAUUGUCUUCUGUUCUGCUCCUUCUUCGUAUUACUCUCCAUUCUCUCUUCGAUCUAAUCGCCUCUCAAAACCUUUAUAUUCAUUCACACCGACCCAUUUCGCCAUUUGAGUUCUUAAUUAAGAAUCAUCGCUUUUUGAUUCGUGGGUUUUGUUCAAAAUGGCUUCUUUCACUGUCCCUUGUCCCAAAUGUCUCUCUUUUCAUCAUUUUGGUUUGAAAUCUCAGACCCCAACAAAGAAUAUUCAAUUGGGGUUCAGCAAAUCUCAGUCAUUUGGAUCUGUGAGUCGUGAUUCAGUUUCAACUGGGAUUCAGUGCCUUGAAAGGAAGCAAUCUUCUGUCUGGAAGGUUCAAGCACAUCCUAAUGAGGCUGCUACUAUUGAAAAUUCUUCAAAUUCUGCACCUGUAUUGGUCAAUGAACCUAAAGUUGCUUCACCAAAAGAGGAAGAUAACCAUAAUGGGAAACCCUCUGGUCCAAGCACUUCUACUGAUGCAUCUUCAGUUUCCACAUUUAUGAAUCAAGUUUCAGAACUUGUUAAACUUGUGGAUUCUAGAGAUAUUGUGGAGCUGCAACUGAAGCAAGCAGACUAUGAGCUUACGAUAAGGAAAAAGGAAGCUUUGGAGCCUCCUCCACAGGUGUCACAACCAUAUCCCUAUCCGGCAUAUGCUUCGCCACAAGCACCACCACCACCACCUCCAGUUGCUGUUUCUGCUCCUGCAAGCGCUCCACCUUCAAAAGUAGUUCCUGCCUUGCCUGCGCCUGGAAAAACCAGUGCAUCAUCUCAUCCUCGGCUUAAAUGUCCAAUGGCAGGAACUUUCUAUCGAUGUCCCGGACCUGGUGAACCACCAUUUGUCAAGGUGGGAGAUAAAGUUCAGAAAGGGCAGGUUGUUUGCAUUAUUGAAGCUAUGAAACUGAUGAAUGAAAUUGAAGCUGAUCAGUCAGGAACAAUAACUGAGAUACUAGUAGAAGAUGGGAAACCAGUCAGUAUAGACAUGCCUCUUUUUGCAAUUGCACCAUGAGGUACAAGAAGGGACCUUACAAAGUAGUUGUUGGAUCAACAAGGCACAAACAUUGUGAUAAUUCAGAUAUAUAUUUAUUGUGCAAUAAUAUUUGUUCCAUUUUAGAAAAUCAUUUCAUUUAUUUAAAGAGACAUUUCAAGACAUAAAUGCCGUGGCAUAUCAGGAGUGUUGGAAUUUGUAGUUCUAUAUAAACAGUUUUAAUAAUAUUUUCUUGUAAAAAAAGAAAGUUUUAAAAUUUUAGUCUCAGCAUUUACCUAAAUUUGGAUUGAAUGAUGUGAA